This is a messenger RNA of Diabrotica virgifera virgifera (western corn rootworm), 1937 nucleotides long. RefSeq lists its product as uncharacterized. The record is from RefSeq and is a predicted model, not a curated record. The transcript has 2 exons. NCBI's taxonomy places the organism in Eukaryota, Metazoa, Arthropoda, Insecta, Coleoptera, Chrysomelidae. The coding region runs from base 770 to 1912 and encodes 380 amino acids.
GAUUCAUAAGUCUAUAUGGUUAAUGUCCGAAGAUAAACGAUCUUCAGCCUUCAAUCGGACAUUAACCGACUAAUCUCGACAUUAACACAUGUGUCUUGUUAAAGUCCACAUUUUUUUGCGUAUUCAAGUGACAUUCGUGCAAGAAGUGUAGUUAUUUCAAAAUGAAAAUUUAAGUAAUCAAUAUGUCCAAUGAAUUUAAAGACCGGUUUUAAGAGAGUCUUGAUAAAAUUAUUUCCACAAAAAGGGAUGACAACAGUGCUUAUUUAUCUCGUUAAAAAUAUGAUUUUAAUUUUUUGUAAUCAAGUGAAAGAAGCCAAACGACAAGCUAAGAAAACAGCGUUGUCAUAUCGACGUUUGGCCAAAUACGAUGUAGUGAAUGUGGGAAAUGAUUUCAAACUUAUUGUUCCUUUGCAAGAAGGUAAGGAGAAAUUUUUACAUUACGUAAAAAAGAGGAAUUAUUUGAUAUUCUUUAUGAAGCACAUUUAAGUAUUGGCCAUGAAGGAAGAACAAGAAUGUUAAAUUUUUUAAAUGAUAAAUACAAAAAUAUAACAAAAGAAGUAGUAACACUUUUUUUAAAUUUUGCAUACCCUGUCAGCAAAAACUCACGUCAAAAAGAAAAGGCCUUGUUGUAAAACCUAUGAUAUUUUCUGAAAUUAAGAGUCGGAUGCAAACAAAUAAUAUAUCUAAAUGGUCUGAAGGCCUUAAAUUUAUUCAAUUAAUGGAAAACGGGGUCUUUCAUGCAGGAAUAAAAUAGUCUCCCUACGAAGCAAUGUUUGGGUCGAAAAUAAAAGUUGGUCUAUCGGAUUAUAUCUUUCCAAAGGACUGUAUUAAUGAAAUAGAUACAGAAGAAGAACUUCAACAUUUAUUAGAUGAAGUAAAUAGUGUAGAAGGUGUCAGUAAUAAUAGCAAAGUUGCUGGAACAAAUUCAUCGGACUCUCAUAACAAUGAUAAGAGAACUACUACAGGUACAACUUUUAUAACCAGUUCAAACAAACCAAAUGAAAAUGACAAAUUUAGCUCUUCUGUAAACAUUAUUCCUCCAGUUAUCACAGAAGUCGCUGACAAAUAUGAAGUACCAAACGAAACUAACCAUUCCAAGACAUCUGUAAAUAUUGUUCUCCCAGUGACGCCAGAAAUCGAUGAAACAAACGAAGUUCAAAGCAAUUCCUGGUCUUCUGUAAAUCUUCUUCCUCCAGUUAACCCAGAAGUCGGAGGAACACUUGAAGAUUCAAAUGAAUUUAACGAAACGUUAAAUGAGAAUCUUAUACCAAAUAAGCGCCUAAUUUGUUGUGGUGUUUGUGAGUUUGAAUGUUCGAACGGUUGCGUCUGUAUCUCGUGCAAUAUGUUUGUUCAUACAGACUGUUGUGCUGAAAUUAACGAAAAUAAUAAAAAUGAUUUAAGGUGCCUAAUAUGUUGCCGAAAGGAAUCUAUUAUCGUUAAUAGAUUUCAAGCAAAAGAUGGUUUGCUUCAACAAGCAAAAAAAAUGAAACUAAAUUCCAAUAAAUUAUUACCGGCUGCAAAAAUUGGUGAUACUGUUAGAUUACCUGUCCCCGAUGUUGAUAGAGGACGAGCUGAUGCAAGGAAUAUAUUAGGCGUUGUUACGACAGUUGAAGAUAACAUGUAUUACAAAAUCGGGACAGAAAAGGGCACAUUACCACAGUUAUUUACAAGAAAUCAGUUCAGUGUAUGUCCGGCUCCCCUUAUUGCUACCGAAAAAGUUUCAGUUGUUGAAAAAUCUCUUCGUGAGAUUGCAGUGACUUCAUCUCUAUAUUCAUCUCUACUAUGUGGUGGUCAAGGAUACAAAAGAUGCUCGUUCAAAACCAAAUGUGAUUCAAAAAAGUGCUACUGUAAGGCAGCUAAUAUUUUAUGCAACUCUAAGUGUCACGAAGGUUUGUCAUGUUUGAAUAAAUAGCAGGUAUUUUUUAUACAAUUGGCAA